AUGUCGUACGACCAGCUCUCCAGCCUCGAGUCGGGCAGCCGCCGCGGCGGCUACACCGACGACCCGGCCUUUCAGGACCUCCAGUACGAACUCAAGGGCAAGCUGCAGUCGCUGCUGAGCGGCAACCGCAAGCUCGCCAACGACGUCAACGUCCUGGGCACCAAGAAGGACACGCCGCGCCUGCGCGAGCGCGUGCACAGCAGCAUGGAGAAGUCGCGCGAGCUGUGCCGCGAGAUCGGCGAGGGCGUCAAGCGCCUGCAGUCGUGGGACGAGCUAUCUAAGCAGCAAAAGUACGAACAGACAAAGGUCUCGAGCGACUUCCAGGCCGCCCUGCAAGAGUUCCAAGGCCUCCAACGCAAGGCUCUGGAGAAAGAAAAGGCGUCCGUCUCGGCUGCGCGCGCCGCGCACGAUGCAGAGGCGGGUCAUGCCGGUGGUCAGGGCGCGCCGCUUGAGCAGCUGCAGCAGCAGCAGCAGUUGUCGCAGAUGGCCCCGCAGGACGAGGUCGACUUCCAGGAGAGCCUUAUCAUCGAGCGGGAAGAGGAGAUUCGCAACAUCGAGCAAGGCGUCGGCGACUUGAACGUGCUGUUCCGGCAGGUGGCGCAGAUCGUCGACGAGCAAGACGUGGGUAUCCGCACCAUCGCCGACAACGUCGAGAACGUGCAGGACAACACCCGCCAGGCCGACAUCGAGACCCGGCAAGCCGCUCGGUAUCAAAAGGCAGCACGCAACAAGAGCUGCUGCCUGCUCCUCAUCCUCGCCGUCAUUCUCACGAUUGUCAUUUUGGCCAUUGUUCUUGGUUGA
Purpureocillium lilacinum is the source of this 801-nucleotide messenger RNA. RefSeq lists its product as uncharacterized. The record is from RefSeq and is a predicted model, not a curated record. Gene Ontology annotation, biological process: Golgi to vacuole transport; intracellular protein transport; vesicle fusion. NCBI's taxonomy places the organism in Eukaryota, Fungi, Ascomycota, Sordariomycetes, Hypocreales, Ophiocordycipitaceae. Gene Ontology annotation, cellular component: endomembrane system; SNARE complex; membrane. Gene Ontology annotation, molecular function: SNAP receptor activity; SNARE binding.